AUGCCGAGCGAGAUCGUGCCCACUGCAAGCUUGCCGCCCGAGGCGAGCAUCUCUCUGCCGCUCAGGCUCAUGUCCAAGGGUCCCGGCUACCUCCGCAGUCAAAUGGAGGGGGGCGGCAGAGGUCGGCAGAGCGCCGUGGAGAGACUGGCUGCCGACAAGGCCAAGCACUUGAAAGCGAGGGGGUGCAAAGUGGAGCCCAAUGGUUUGGGCAACUCUGCCUCCGAGGAAGGCAGCGGCAGCGGGGCCGGCAGCAACAUGAAGACUUACCUGGCCUCCGGCAGCCCCCAGCAGAGCGGGCAGCUGGGGCUCCGGCCUGACAUUGUGCGUCGUUCAAGCUCCAAGAGGCGGCUCAGGCCUGACUCGCUGGUCAUGUACAGGCAGAAGUGCGAGUUUGUGCGAGGAGCGGCGGCCACCAGCAGCGCCCGCAGUUUCAAGGGCAGUGGCAGCCUGGUCCGGCGGCUGCUGCCUGGCUCUAGCAGCCGGGGCGACAAGCAGCAGGGGCUGGCAACGGGAGCAGCAACGUCGGAAGGGGGAGAAUUAGCAGAGGCUGCAGCACACACGGGUGCACAAGUAACUACACCAGUAGCACACACGGGUGCACAAGUAACCAAGUCGCCAUGCAGCAUCCCAGGAAGCAACAGUCGCCACGCCAGCAGCGACACGAGAAGCAGCAUCAGGUCGCCCCAAGGAGCCGCUCAAGCGACAGGUUAGUGAAGGCAGAUUAUGGUCCUCACACUCUGACCUCAGCUGCCGCUUCUCCCAAGCCUGCUCGGGCUUGGACAGUUUCUUCGAGCACUGUGGACUCGAGCCUGAGGUGAUCGAGAACCUGGCCAGGGAGAAGUUUUCCGCCAACGCCGCCUUCGAAAGCCUUACCCUCAGGUUUUGCGGUGUGAAAGGCCAGUCCCACUCGGGUGACAUUUUUGGCGACAGCCUGUAAAAAGGUUGUCGAGUCGUGGUUGGGUCGUGACGCGGCCUGAUGCGUGCUGAUGCUGGUAGUGACACGCGGUGUCUCCCUGUCACCUCUGGAUUUUGG
Messenger RNA from Leucoraja erinaceus (little skate), 1033 nucleotides. Its product is annotated as protein FAM110C-like. Gene Ontology annotation, cellular component: cell cortex. The record is from RefSeq and is a predicted model, not a curated record. Lineage: Eukaryota; Metazoa; Chordata; Chondrichthyes; Rajiformes; Rajidae. Gene Ontology annotation, molecular function: alpha-tubulin binding. Gene Ontology annotation, biological process: positive regulation of cell migration; regulation of cell projection assembly.